GACGAUGACGUGGCAGUGCUCAACGGGAGGAACUUCGAGACGGUGGCCGGUAGGGCGCCGCACAUGCUGGUGGAGUUCUAUGCUCCAUGGUGCGGGCACUGCCAGAAGUUCGAGCCCAUCUACCAGAAGGUCGCCUCCCACAUGCGCAUGGAGAAGAUCAACGUGAUGCUGGCCAAGGUGAACGCGAUCGAGGAGCCGACACUCUCGCAGUCGAUGGGGGUGAUGGGAUUUCCCUCGCUCUACUGGUACGCGUAUGGGAGGAUGCGGAGCUACGAGGGCGGCAAGCGCAACAGCUCGAUGGUGGAGUGGAUCUCCUUCCAUGCUCGUCGAGACGCGGUCCACGUGGUGCAUAGCAACCGGGAGGCAGAGGACCUGCUCGAGGCCAUGGGAGCGGAGGAGGCAGUCAUCGGCCGCUUCCUCCACCACCACUCGGUGGAGGCGAUGGCGUUCAUGAUAGCGGCGGAGGAGGACGACACCUCCUACCCGAACAGCAGCAUGCCCUACGUCAUGGUCCUUGAAGCCCGCGGGCUCGGUCCCCCCAAGUGGCAUCAGCUGCCCCCCGAGCGGCGGUACGCGCUGUUUGACGCGGACCGGAUCAAGUCCUUCGUGGCGACUUACCGGAUGCCUCGGGUGGUGGAGCUGACGGGGAAGGUGUGGAGGAGGGUGCUGCAGUCGCCAGUCAGGAACCAGACCCUCCUCUUCUCCGACCCCUUCUCCCCCGGCCACGAGCAGCGCAUGGCGGCGUUCGCAGCUGUGGCGGAGGAAUGGUUCGGGAAAGUUCUCUUCCUGCAGAUCAGCAGCAACUUCACCAGCGUCCUCAAGUACUUCGGGCUCACGGCGAGCGACUUCCCUGCCGUCGUGGUGGCGGUGGCGGGGCACGAGGAGACGGACAAGGGAGAAAUGUACCGCCUGGAUCAGAGCCGCCCUCAGUUCAACCUUACCACACUGCCCAAGGGCAACUUGGAGGAGGAUGUGAUCUAUCCCGACGAUCCCGUGAGGAAGCUGACGGGGGAGGAGCUCGAGCAGGUGGUCAUGGACCCGGACAAGGACGUGCUUGUCAAGUUCUUCGCCCCUUGGUGCGGCCACUGUCAGGCCAUGCGGACGGCCUACAUGGAAGUGAGCGAUGCGUUCGAGGAGCACCCGGACCUCGUCAUCGCCGAGUUUGACGCCACCGCCCACAAGCUGCCGGCGGGGCUGAGCAUCGAGGGCUACCCGACGCUCAGGAUGUGGCCGGCCGAGCGAGGGAACAGCACGAGGAACAAGCUGAGCCCCCUCGACUACCAGGGGCCGAGGACGACGGCCGACAUCUCCGCCUUCGUUCGCCGCCACUCGGUCCGCCUCAAG
Messenger RNA from Guillardia theta CCMP2712, 1344 nucleotides. RefSeq lists its product as hypothetical. Gene Ontology annotation, molecular function: protein disulfide isomerase activity. Gene Ontology annotation, biological process: protein folding; response to endoplasmic reticulum stress. The record is from RefSeq and is a predicted model, not a curated record. Gene Ontology annotation, cellular component: endoplasmic reticulum. The annotation marks the transcript as partial. The transcript is spliced from 3 exons. Lineage: Eukaryota; Cryptophyceae; Pyrenomonadales; Geminigeraceae.